This is a messenger RNA of Procambarus clarkii (red swamp crayfish), 2511 nucleotides long. The record is from RefSeq and is a predicted model, not a curated record. NCBI's taxonomy places the organism in Eukaryota, Metazoa, Arthropoda, Malacostraca, Decapoda, Cambaridae.
AUGAUAGAGACGUAUAAAAUACUUCUGUGGAUACCAGUAGAACAAGAGAGCAUUGAUGGACGCUUGAGACUCAAGAGAUAUGGCUCGGUGGAUGGAGAUGACUCGGUGGAUGGAGAUGACUCGGUGGAUGGAGAUGACUCGGUGGAUGGAGAUGACUCGGUGGAUGGAGAUGACUCGGUGGAUGGAGAUGACUCGGUGGAUGGAGAUGAGUUGGUGGAUGGAGAUGACUCGGUGGAUGAAGAUGACUCGGUGGAUGGAGAUGACUCGGUGGAUGGAGAUGACUCGGUGGAUGGAGAUGACUUGGGGGAUGGAGAUGACUCGGUGGAUGGAGAUGAGUCGGUGGAUGGAGAUGACUCGGUGGAUGGAGAUGACUCGGUGGAUGGAGAUGACUCGGGGGAUGGAGAUGACUCGGGGGAUGGAGAUGACUUGGUGGAUGGAGAUGACUCGGUGGAUGAAGAUGACUCGGUGGAUGGAGAUGACUCGGUGGAUGGAGAUGACUCGGUGGAUGAAGAUGACUCGGUGGAUGGAGAUGACUCGGUGGAUGGAGAUGACUCGGGGGAUGGAGAUGACUCGGUGGAUGGAGAUGACUCGGUGGAUGGAGAUGACUCGGUGGAUGGAGAUGACUCGGUGGAUGGAGAUGACUCGGUGGAUGGAGAUGACUCGGUGGAUGGAGAUGACUCGGUGGAUGGAGAUGACUCGGUGGAUGGAGAUGACUCGGGGGAUGGAGAUGACUUGGUGGAUGAAGAUGACUCGGUGGAUGAAGAUGACUCGGGGGAUGGAGAUGACUUGGUGGAUGAAGAUGACUCGGUGGAUGAAGAUGACUUGGUGGAUGAAGAUGACUCGGUGGAUGGAGAGUGGAGUGUUGUACCCGAAAAUUCCGUUGACAGAAAAGCCAAUUCUUCAAAGAAAACCUUUUUUCAGCAUAUACUUUUUUAUAUUUUAAACAAACGAACAAGUCAAGUCCUCCCACCAAAGUCAAGUCCUCCCCCAAGUCAAAUCCUUCCCCAAAGUCAAAUCCUUCCCCAAAGUCAAAUCCUUCCCCAAAGUCAAGUCCUCCUCCAAGUCAAGUCCUCCCCAAGUCAAGUCAAGUCAAGUCCUCCUCCAAGUCAAGUCCUCCUCCAAGUCAAGUCCUCCCCCAAGUCCUCCUCCAAGUCAAGUCCUCUCCCAAGUCAAGUCCUCCCCCAAGUCAAGUCCUCCCCCAAGUCAAGUCCUUCUCCAAGUCAAGUCUUCCCCCAAUUCAAGUCCUCCCCCAAGUCCUCCCCCAAGUCAAGUCUCCCCCAAGUCAAGUCCUCCCCAAGUCAAGUCCUCCCCCAAGUCCUCCCCAAGUCAAGUCCUCCCCCAAGUCAAGUCCUCCCCAAGUCAAGUCCUCCCCCAAGUCAAGUCCUCCCCCAAGUAAGUCCUCCCCCAAGUAAGUCCUCCCCAAAUCAAGUCCUCCCCCAAGUCAAGUCCUCCCCCAAGUCCUCCCCAAAGUCCUCCCCCAAGUCAAGUCCUCCCCCAAGUCAAGUCCUCCUCCAAGGUCAAGUCCUCCUCCAAGUCAAGUCCUCCUCCAAGUCAAGUCCUCCCCCAAGGUCAAGUCCUCCCCCAAGGUCAAGUCCUCCCAAAGUCAAGUCCUCCUCCAAGUCAAGUCCUCCUCCAAGUCAAGUCCUCUCCCAAGUCAAGUCCUCCCCCAAAGUCAAGUCCUCCCCCAAAGUACUCCUCCAAGUCAAGUCCUAUACCAAGUCAAGUCCUCCCCCAAAGUCCUCCUUCAAGUCAAGUCCUCCUCCAAGUCAAGUCCUCCCCAAAAGUCAAGUCCUCCCAAAGUCAAGUCCUCCCAAAGACAAGUCCUCCCAAAGACAAGUCCUCCCAAAGUCAAGUCCUCCCCCAAAUCAAGUCCUUCCCCAAGUCAAGUCCUCAAGUCCUCCUCAAGCUCCACAUACGGUCUCCACCAUUAAUCUGCCUGUCAUUGUUAGACAAGCACUGAUUGUUCACGUCUCAAAACAGUUUGUAAAACAACCUAUAUACCACACCACGACGCCCUCAACGGCCACACCACGACGCCCUCAACGGCCACACCACGACGCCCUCAACGGCCACACCACGACGCCCUCGCGGCCACACCACGACGCCCUCGCGGCCACACCACGACGCCCUCAACGGCCACACCACGACGCCUCACGGCCACACCACGACGCCCUCAACGGCCACACCACGACGCCCUCAACGGCCACACCACGACGCCCUCAACGGCCACACCACGACGCCCUCAACGGCCACACCACGACGCCCUCAACGGCCACACCACGACGCCCUCAACGGCCACACCACGACGCCCUCAACGGCCACACCACGACGCCCUCAACGGCCACACCACGACGCCCUCAACGGCCACACCACGACGCCCUCAACGGCCACACCACGACGCCCUCAACGUCCACACCACGACGCCUCACGGCCACACCACGACGCCCUCAACGGCCACACCACGACGCCCUCAACGGCCACACCACGACGCCCUCGCGGCCACACUCUUAA